ACGGUCGAGUUAUUAUAACUCGGUCUCUGUGUUGCCUGUGCAUUCGUGAUUGAUAUUUGAUCAGAUAACAGUUGAUUAUAAUCACGCUAAAACAUUGAGCGGUGACUAAACAUGUGUUUGAAGCGUAUGUGUUUGAGUUAAAAUGUCGAGGACGUUCAGCUGAUACGAAACUCUCAAGAAAUUUGUGUUAUGUAAUUCCUAUGAAUUUUCAGGAGUUCAACUUGGGUAUGUCGUAGUGGAGAAUUCUGAUUGACAUGCCCGUGAAGAAAGGUUUUAUGUCACCUCAAAAUGUUUUUAUCGAGAAUAUCAUAAGAAAGUUCGACGGGUCGCCUGAACGAAACUUCAUAUUGGGUAAUGCUCAGUUGCUUGACAUACCGAUCGUGUAUUCAAAUGACGGAUUUUGUUCUUUGACUGGCUACAAACGGACAGAACUGUUGCAAAAUUCUACAAACUGUGAUUUCUUAUGCGGCCAAGGAACAGACCCGGUUGCCGUACAAACGAUCCGAGAUGCAUUACGUGGAAGUGACGAAACCAAAGUACAAGUAUUAUACUACAAGAAAAACGGAACGGCAUUUCUGUGCUCCGUUUUGAUAGCUCCGAUCAAGAAUGAAAAUGGUUCAAUUAUUAUGUAUAUUGUCAACUUGGAGGACGUCACGAGUUCACCAGAUCUUGUGGACGUCAAUGUGGCUCAGAAAGAGAAUGCCUGGCACGUAAUAAGACGUAGGCUGUCAAAAGGAAAUUUGAAGUUUACAACGAGCGAGAAUGGAAUGUCUGAGACUGACACGACGGAUAUUGAGCUUCAGGAAUCAUUCCUUCAUUCUGAUACCCUUCCAAAGACAAUGAAUAACGAUGUCUGUGCGGGUUUCAUCGACGAUAAUUGUCUUGAUGUUCGCAAAAACUCCAUUGAACAGGAAGCAUUGAUGUUUAAUUAUAAUCGACGUCGAGCCACGUCAUGUGUUGAGAUAUCACCGAGAAUGGUGGAGGAGCUGCGGAGGGAGAAUAAAUCACAGGAGAAGGCUGAUUCAUUGGACAACUUCUUGAGUAAACUCACAGCUAAAAACUCGAACCACGUAACGGAUUCGAUGGUCUUAAACGCAAAGCAAAAACAACCGUCUCUGACAAGUUUGCAAAGUAUUACAAAGCUGACUGUAAACUCUAAGAUGCAAUCAUCACCAGAUCUUAAGCCGAAGAAAACAGAGAAAUUUGCGCAGGUGUUAUCUCUCGGAACUGAUGUCUUGCCUGAAUAUAAAUUGCAGUCGCCACCAAUGCAUCCAUGGACAAUACUCCAUUACUCGCCAUUCAAAGCAAUCUGGGAUUGGUUUGUUUUAGCCUUAGUUACAUAUACUGCGGUGGUAACUCCUUAUAUGGCAUCAUUCGUCUUAGCAAUGGAUCCGGAGCAAAACGAAUUAGACGAACGUGUUAGUAAUGCCACCAGCGAAACAAGCAGUUCCUAUCGUUAUUCUGAUCCCUUGGUUAUUGUUGAUUAUGUUGUUGAUAUUAUGUUUGUUAUUGAUAUUUUCAUUAACUUUCGUACAACGUACGUUGAUGGUAAUAACGACGUCGUCAGUAUUCCAUGUCGUAUAGCUGUACAUUAUAUGAAGACGUGGUUUAUUAUUGAUAUGGUGGCUGCUAUCCCUUUUGAAUUGCUAUUUAUGAUUGGCGACACAGAACAGACAACUACCCUGAUUGGUUUGCUGAAGACUGCUCGUUUACUGCGUUUGGUGCGAGUUGUGAGAAAGCUGGAUUAUUAUUCCGAAUACGGAGCGGCAGUCUUAUGUCUUCUGAUGCUAGCUUUUGCCUUGAUUGCGCAUUGGUUGGCCUGUAUUUGGUAUGCUAUUGGUAGCAUUGAACAAAAAGAUCCUACAGUACAUGGAUGGCUGGAUUCACUUGCUGAAGACACUAGACAACCUUUCAACAGUUCCUAUCACGAUAGCGGACCUAGCCAACAAUCAAGAUAUGUUACUGCUUUGUAUUUUACACUAAGCAGUUUAACGAGUGUUGGUUUUGGCAACGUCUCACCAAAUACAAAUGCUGAGAAAAUAUUCAGUAUCUGUGUUAUGCUCAUUGGAUCGUUGUUUUAUGCCGCUGUAUUUGGCAAUGUUGCUGCAAUAAUCGCACGGCUUUACUCCAGUACAGCGCGUUUUCACGAACAGAUGCAGAAAGUGCGAGAAUUUAUUCGGUUUUAUCAAUUGCCAAAACACCUCCGACACAGAAUUGAAGAUUACGCUCAUCAUCAGUGGUCGUACACAAAUGGUAUUGAUAUGAACGAGGUGAUGCGAUGUCUACCUGAUUGCCUUCAAGCCGAUAUCUGUGUCCAUAUGCAUCGUCAUUUGAUCUCUGAAAAGAAGGUGUUCACAUCAGCCAGUCGGGGUUUUUUAAGGGAAUUUUCAUUAAAAUUGAAGACGAUCCACCUUCCACCUGGUGACUAUAUUCUUUACAAUGGCGACGAGGUGGAUAUAUUAUGUUUUAUAUCUCGUGGUACUAUUGAGAUCGUGGACGAUCGAGAUUUCAUUUUAGCUAUUUUAGGUCAUGGCGACACAUUUGGUGAUGAUUUUGGUCUCAACCCCGAGGUACCAGCGAAGAAGGCCAGCGCUAAUGUUCGAGCACUGACACAUUGUGAUCUUCAUAAAAUAUCGCGUGAUGAUUUGCUCGAAAUUCUUAGAAAGUAUCCAAAAUUCUGGGAAAUAUUUAAUCGAGAAUUUGAUGUAACCUACAAUCUUACGUGUGAACACGAGAAGGCAAAAUCCGAUGGUGAAAGUAGGACAUCUUCAUUUUGUGUAAAUCAUGAAAAUGAGGGACAACAAAAAUGUCGUCAUGUUGACAUUCCUAUAAUUAUCGAAACAUCACCUGAAGGUCAAGCAAAUAUGCCAUUCCCAUGUGCCCAAGGUCAGAACCGCACCGCAAAUGAAACUGAAAACCCUGUGAAUUUUGCAUCGAGUGAACACAACAGUAGCUCACUGUGGGCUACAGCGGAGAAAAAGGAUGCCUUUGAAAAUUUAAGUGGUUUAGCAUUAGGACUAAAACGAAGAAAUGUUAACAACACACAACCUCCACCGGAUUCGUCUUGUACAUGUUCAGGAUUUGAAAAUAUCCAAGAACAACUAAAAGACCUUUCCUUACGAAUGCAGAGACUUGAAGAUAAGUUUGGCAACGAUCUUGAAAGAAUUUAUAAGAUUCUUAAAUCUUCGAGAGCAACAAAUAGGGAUAAAGACAUGCGAGAUUCAUUCGUGUGAGUGUGACAGAGUCGUUUUCACAUUUCUCCAUGUAAGAAGUCUACUCCGUGACUGAUAUUUAAUAUACCAAAUAGGAAAUAUCGAUUAUAUAUCGACCUCUACGUUUUCGGAGCGAUAUAGUGUACAAGAAAUGAAAUUAUUUAUAAACGUUGAAGAGAAUAUCUAUGCGGCGAGGUUUAAAGUUUUGAAUCGUGAAACCGAGGAUUCAGCAGCGUGUCAAAUGAUGUCAGACUUCCCAAGUUCUGAUCUCUCCAAAAAAGUAAGAAAGUUUCUGGGCGUGAUUUGUGCGACUCUCAGCAUGCAGCAAACAGAAAUGACAGGAAACAUAUUUGAGUCGAGACGACUGUCCAAUGCUGAGGCACAAGAAGGCAAAGGAAGAAAAACUUGGAGGCCCAAUAUGGUUUAUCGAAGGAUAACUGCUUAUAACUGGAUUACGACGAUUGAUCACGUGCUUUAUGCACGGCUUUAACAAGUCAGUCUUGCUUGCUGAUAUCAUCAAUUCGGACAGGAAAAGUUACAAACAGAGCAGUGAAUUAGGUCAUUUGAAAACAUUGACUGUGUUGAGGUUAUUAAAAAUGGUUUAAACAUUAAAUCUCUUAUUUGAAACAAAUUUAUAUAUAAAUUAUCACAAAAUUAAAAGGUUUACUGAUAAUGUUAACGUAUUAUAUGAAGAGCGUAUUUUAAUGUCGACUGUAUUUAAAU
Messenger RNA from Dendronephthya gigantea, 3935 nucleotides. RefSeq names its product potassium voltage-gated channel subfamily H member 6-like. The record is from RefSeq and is a predicted model, not a curated record. Gene Ontology annotation, molecular function: inward rectifier potassium channel activity. Lineage: Eukaryota; Metazoa; Cnidaria; Anthozoa; Malacalcyonacea; Nephtheidae. Gene Ontology annotation, biological process: membrane repolarization during action potential; potassium ion transmembrane transport. The coding region runs from base 255 to 3233 and encodes 992 amino acids. Gene Ontology annotation, cellular component: membrane. The transcript is spliced from 11 exons.